This is a messenger RNA of Seriola dumerili (greater amberjack), 678 nucleotides long. Its product is annotated as ADP-ribosylation factor-like protein 3. NCBI's taxonomy places the organism in Eukaryota, Metazoa, Chordata, Actinopteri, Carangiformes, Carangidae. Gene Ontology annotation, cellular component: cytoplasm; microtubule cytoskeleton. Gene Ontology annotation, biological process: cilium assembly. The coding region runs from base 59 to 607 and encodes 182 amino acids. Gene Ontology annotation, molecular function: GTP binding; GTPase activity. The transcript has 6 exons. The record is from RefSeq and is a predicted model, not a curated record.
GGAGAUGUUAAUCCAUUCAGCCUGACCAAGUGCCACAACACCAACACCUGAGGGAAACAUGGGCCUGUUGUCCAUUCUUCGGAGGCUGAAACAGUCUCCAGAACAGGAGGUGCGCUUACUGUUGUUAGGUCUGGACAACGCUGGCAAGACCACUCUGCUGAAACAGAUGGCAGCUGAAGAUAUCAGCCACAUCACCCCUACUCAAGGCUUCAAUAUAAAGAGUGUUCAGUCUUCUGGCUUCAAGUUGAAUGUUUGGGACAUUGGAGGUCAGCGCAAGAUCCGCCCCUACUGGAGGAACUAUUUUGAGAACACAGAUGUACUGAUCUAUGUGAUUGACAGCUCAGACAGGAAAAGGUUUGAGGAGACAAGUCUGGAGCUGGCUGAAUUGCUGGAGGAGGAGAAGCUUGCUGCCGUGCCACUGCUAAUCUUUGCCAACAAGCAGGACCUGAUGACAGCCACCCCGGCCUCUGAGCUGGCAGAAAGUCUCAGUCUGCACACUAUCCGGGAUCGCAUGUGGCAGGUCCAGGCCUGCUCAGCACUCACUGCUGAAGGAGUUCAGGAUGGCAUGACCUGGGUUUGCAGAAAUAUAACAUUUCGGAAGAAAUAAUUCAGGAAGCAAAAUAUCCGUGAAGAAUUGCAGUUGCACUUUACAUUUGACCCAUCCAGUCAUUUUAUGUC